Messenger RNA from Propithecus coquereli (Coquerel's sifaka), 1983 nucleotides. It is a transcript of the gene PRPF38A, whose product is annotated as pre-mRNA processing factor 38A. The coding region runs from base 207 to 1145 and encodes 312 amino acids. The transcript has 10 exons. Lineage: Eukaryota; Metazoa; Chordata; Mammalia; Primates; Indriidae. The record is from RefSeq and is a predicted model, not a curated record. Gene Ontology annotation, cellular component: precatalytic spliceosome.
GCAGCGGCCAUCUUUGAUUCGCUCGGCGACGUGGUUCCGGAAGAAGUUCCUUUCGUUACAGGGUUUCCGGCUUCAAGAUGGUCGCCUAAACUGUUGAGACUUUUGCCGCUGUUCUCCGUCUCUCUCCGUUUUUUUUUGUUUUUUUUUUUAACCUGGACGUGACGCAUUAAAGGACCCGACGGAAAUAGAACUGAAGGAGUUCUAAAAUGGCGAACCGUACGGUGAAGGAUGCGCACAGCAUCCACGGCACCAACCCUCAGUACCUGGUGGAGAAGAUCAUUCGGACACGAAUCUAUGAGUCCAAGUACUGGAAAGAGGAGUGCUUUGGCCUUACGGCUGAACUUGUAGUUGAUAAAGCCAUGGAGUUAAGGUUUGUGGGUGGCGUCUAUGGUGGCAACAUAAAACCAACUCCCUUUCUGUGUUUAACCUUGAAGAUGCUUCAAAUUCAGCCUGAGAAAGAUAUCAUUGUGGAGUUUAUCAAAAAUGAAGAUUUCAAGUAUGUCCGUAUGUUGGGGGCACUUUACAUGAGGCUGACAGGCACUGCAAUUGAUUGCUACAAGUACUUGGAGCCAUUGUAUAAUGACUAUCGAAAAAUCAAGAGCCAGAACCGAAAUGGAGAGUUUGAACUGAUGCAUGUAGAUGAGUUUAUUGAUGAACUACUGCACAGUGAGAGAGUCUGUGAUAUCAUUCUGCCUCGACUACAGAAACGCUAUGUGCUAGAGGAAGCUGAGCAACUGGAGCCUCGAGUUAGUGCUCUAGAAGAAGACAUGGAUGAUGUGGAGUCCAGUGAAGAGGAAGAAGAAGAAGAUGAGAAGUUGGAGAGAGUACCAUCACCUGAUCACCGCCGGAGAAGCUACAGAGACUUGGACAAGCCCCGUCGCUCUCCCACGCUGCGCUACAGGAGAAGUAGGAGCAGGUCUCCCAGAAGGCGGAGUCGAUCUCCCAAAAGGAGAAGCCCCUCCCCACGCCGAGAAAGGCAUCGGAGCAAGAGUCCAAGACGACACCGCAGCAGGUCCCGAGAUCGACGGCACAGAUCCCGCUCCAAGUCCCCAGGUCAUCACCGUAGUCACAGACACAGGAGCCACUCAAAGUCUCCUGAAAGGUCUAAGAAAAGCCAUAAGAAGAGCCGGAGAGGGAAUGAGUAAUGGACUCAGUUUGCUUUAAGUCCAAAAUGGCCUCCUGUGGAUAUGAGAGUAUCUAUGUGAAAGGAUUAAGAUCUCCACCCUAGGCAGCUGUAAGAAUAUUUUAGUUUUUUCUUAUCAGGUUUCUCCACUUUUUUUUUUUUUUUUUUUUUUAACAAAAGAGGUGCUAAGUUUUGUAUCUCUUUUUGAAUCUUAACAUCUUUGAAGGAUGAUGUUCCUAAGGUCAGUUAGAGGGAAGAUAAUGUUUCCUAAGGAUUCCCUUUUUGUUAUUAAAUCUGACACACCCAUUUCCCAUUUUUCUGUAGUUUACUUUUUGGUUGUUCUGUGAUUGGAACUGCUUUUAGGAUCCUGGGAUUUGUGCUGCUGUUAUUAUUCAAAUAUCAAAUCAGUAAAACAUCAUAGCUCCUAACUUUUUUGCAGCAGUGGCAAGUGGUAAUAAACAUGAAAACUGGUUAGUAGCAGUUUUGCAAGAACAGAAUGCAUUCAAAUGAAAGGCUGCUUCUGGAUCAUUUAAUCCAAUUUCACUGAAUAGUUCAACAGAUGGCAGCACUUUAACACCCUUUAUACAGUACAUUCUUACAGAGUGCCAUUUGUUCUUCCCACAAGCUUUUAAACCCAGGUUAAGGUGCUCAGCCCUUAUCAAACAUUGACAAUAUCCAAGCCUAAUCAGUAGCAAUAAGGACAUGAGGAUUGAAAAAGAUUUGAUGGAGAGAAAAGUGUCUAAUACUACUCAUGGUUUUGACCUGAAUUGCUGGACACUAAUGCCAUUCACAAAGCCAGAAAAUACAGCAGGGGCCAGGUGCGGUGACUCACACCUGUAAUCCCAGCACCUUGGGAGGCU